Syngnathoides biaculeatus (alligator pipefish) is the source of this 5124-nucleotide messenger RNA. Its product is annotated as peripheral plasma membrane protein CASK. Gene Ontology annotation, biological process: protein phosphorylation; regulation of neurotransmitter secretion. The transcript has 27 exons. NCBI's taxonomy places the organism in Eukaryota, Metazoa, Chordata, Actinopteri, Syngnathiformes, Syngnathidae. Gene Ontology annotation, molecular function: signaling receptor binding; protein kinase activity; ATP binding. The record is from RefSeq and is a predicted model, not a curated record. Gene Ontology annotation, cellular component: basolateral plasma membrane; cell-cell junction; plasma membrane. The coding region runs from base 764 to 3565 and encodes 933 amino acids.
CGUACUGCGAACGCCAUCUUGGCUCUACCAUCAGGGAAGCGUUAUGGGUUGCCUUCACGCGGCGCCAUUUUGGCUCAUCGGGAUAUUGGGAGACGGAUUUGUGGAACUCGGGGCUAUUGGCAGCAUCCGACUAUAACGGUGGACGUCGCGUUUGAUGUGUCUGAUGUAAUUUCGGCCUUGACAAGAAGCAAGACUCCAAACUGGAGAUCCUCUGCUUGGGUUCGGAUAGCGGAUUACAUAUCCAUAUGAUAUGUUGGGGUAGGGUAAGCCGUUUGAGAUACAGGGCGUACACAGUGCAAUCAAGACAGGACCGAACCGGCUGUUCCGUCGUCAGCUAGCCCAUUAACUCAGAAAUUCAAGCAUUUUCCAUAGGUCUGUUAGCUUGCGGUGAAGCUCUGCACUUUGCUCUGACCUGGACUUCUUAGUGGAUUUUGCUGAUGGAGUCCAAUACUUUGCAUCAUAUUUCGAUAAAAUAAGGCUGACCCGAGUCAUGCAAUUGUUUCAUUGCACAGGAGGAAAAUGUCCAACCCUUGCGUUAUGGUCUGUGGUUCCCGUUGAGCUAGCCCGCUAGGUGGCUAGCCAGCUCACCGGGAUAUCUAUACCAGAGAAGGUGGGGCGGGCGAACUUGCACUCUUGACUAACCGACGCUUUUAUCUUCAUCGAAUUUGGGACUAUUCCAGUGUUACGGACCUGCUAUCAUAACACAAUCCAUUAAUUCAGUGUGCAAUUCCGAAGCGAGCUCUCCCUCUUUUACCUUUGCACAAUGGCGGACGACGACGUGCUUUUCGAGGAUGUCUACGAGUUGUGUGAAGUGAUUGGCAAGGGACCCUUUAGCGUGGUACGCCGCUGCAUCAACAGGGAUACAGGCCAGCAGUUUGCUGUAAAGAUCGUCGAUGUGGCCAGCUUCACCUCCAGUCCUGGCCUCAGCACUGAAGAUCUGAAGCGAGAGGCCAGCAUCUGCCAUAUGCUGAAACAUGCACACAUUGUGGAGCUGCUGGAGACAUACAGCUCUGAUGGCAUGCUCUACAUGGUGUUUGAAUUUAUGGAUGGAGCUGAUCUCUGUUUUGAAAUUGUGAAGAGAGCUGAUGCUGGAUUUGUGUACAGUGAGGCUGUAGCCAGCCACUACAUGAGGCAAAUUUUGGAAGCACUUCGCUACUGCCAUGACAACAAUGUGAUACAUCGUGAUGUCAAGCCUCACUGUGUGCUACUGGCCUCAAAGGAGAAUUCUGCUCCAGUCAAACUUGGAGGCUUUGGAGUGGCUAUACAGCUGGGCGAGUCGGGCCUGGUUGCUGGAGGUCGUGUUGGCACUCCCCAUUUCAUGGCACCGGAGGUUGUCAAGAGAGAGCCAUAUGGCAAGCCAGUGGAUGUGUGGGGAUGCGGGGUGAUCCUCUUUAUCCUCCUUUCUGGCUGCCUGCCGUUCUAUGGCACAAAGGAUCGCCUUUUUGAGGCCAUCAUCAAAGGAAAAUACAAGAUGAAUCCACGCCAGUGGGCCCACAUCUCAGAAAGUGCCAAAGACCUAGUGAGACGCAUGUUAAUGCUGGACCCUGCAGAAAGGAUCACCGUUUACGAAGCUCUCAACCACCCCUGGCUGAAGGAGAGGGACAGGUAUGCCUACAAGAUCCACCUUCCUGAAACGGUGGAACAGCUGAGGAAAUUCAAUGCUAGAAGGAAACUAAAGGGUGCAGUACUGGCUGCUGUGUCAAGCCACAAGUUUAAUUCUUACUAUGGUGAUCCUCCUGAGGAGCUUCAUGACUUUUCAGAUGACCCAACCGCCUCAGGGGCAGUAUCACAGGUUCUCGACAGUCUCGAGGAGAUUCAUGCUUUGACAGACUGUAGUGAGAAAGAUAUGGACUUUCUCCACAGUGUCUUCCAGGAUCAACAUCUCCACACCCUGUUAGAUUUGUACGACAAAAUUAACACAAGGUCAUCUCCACAAAUUCGAAAUCCUCCGAGUGAUGGUGUGCAGAGAGCCAAAGAGGUACUGGAGACGAUCUCCUGUUAUCAAGACAACAUAGAGGCCAAGGAGCUCAGAAGGAUCCUCACACAACCACACUUCAUGGCUCUGCUACAGACUCAUGAUGUGGUUGCCCAUGAGGUCUACAGUGACGAGGCACUUAGAGUGACACCCCCGCCCACAUCCCCUUACUUGAACGGAGACUCACCAGACAGCACCAACGGAGACAUGGACAUGGAGAAUGUUACCAGAGUCCGCCUGGUCCAGUUCCAGAAGAACACAGAUGAGGCCAUGGGCAUUACGCUGAAAAUGAACGAGCUCAACCAUUGUAUUGUGGCCCGGAUCAUGCAUGGUGGAAUGAUUCAUCGUCAAGGGACCCUGCAUGUCGGAGAUGAAAUCAGAGAAAUUAAUGGUAUCAGUGUUGCCAAUCAAACAGUGGAACAGCUCCAAAAAAUGCUUAGGGAGAUGAGGGGAAGCAUCACGUUCAAGAUAGUACCCAGUUACCGGUCCCAGUCCAAGUCUUGUGAGAAGGAGUCACCAGAUUUGUCUCAACAUUUGGCCGCCAACGGUCAUGCAAGUGUCACCAGCUCCAUCCAGGAUCUUCCAGCAACAAUUCAGCCCAAAGCUCGUCAGAUCUCCAGACCUGCUAUCCAGGACAAAUUGUCCAUCAAGAUCUAUGUCCGUGCUCAGUUUGAGUAUGAUCCGGCAAAAGAUGACCUCAUACCUUGUAAGGAAGCAGGAAUUCACUUCAGGGUGGGUGACAUCAUUCAGAUUAUCUCCAAGGAUGAUCACAAUUGGUGGCAGGGUAAACUAGAGAAUACCAAGAACGGCACAGCAGGCCUCAUCCCUUCACCAGAGCUGCAGGAGUGGCGUGUAGCAUGUAUAGCCAUGGAGAAGACCAAACAAGAACAGCAAGCCAGUUGCACGUGGUUUGGCAAAAAAAAGAAACAGUACAAAGACAAGUACUUGGCCAAGCACAAUGCAGUGUUUGACCAACUAGACCUGGUGACAUAUGAGGAAGUGGUCAAGCUGCCUUCGUUCAAGAGGAAAACACUGGUUUUGCUUGGUGCGCAUGGUGUAGGCAGGAGGCACAUCAAGAACACGCUUAUCACAAAACAUCCAGAUCGCUUUGCCUAUCCUAUCCCUCACACGACUCGGCCUGCGAAGAAAGAUGAGGAAAAUGGAAAGAAUUACUACUUUGUAUCCCAUGACCAGAUGAUGCAGGACAUCAGCAACAAUGACUACCUGGAGUAUGGCAGUCAUGAAGAUGCCAUGUAUGGAACCAGGCUGGAGACUAUUAGGCAGAUCCACGCUCAGGGCAUGAUCUCCAUUCUGGAUGUUGAGCCGCAGGCACUAAAAAUUCUCAGAACCGCAGAGUUUGCUCCCUAUGUUGUCUUCAUCGCAGCUCCCACUAUCACGCCAGGCCUCACAGAGGAUGACUCCCUGCAGCGGCUCCAGAAAGAAUCGGAGAUGCUGCAGCAGACGUACGCUCACUACUUUGACCAGACCAUCAUCAACAACGAGAUAGACGACACCCUGCGACUGCUAGAGGAGGCUGUGGAUCUGGCGUGCAACACCCCUCAGUGGGUCCCAGUGUCCUGGGUGUACUGACAGGAUUGCAGCAGAAACUCAGAUCACUGAAGCAUCCACGGGUGCUCCGGAACAGAUUUGCGACAUUGGUGCAAUCACCUGGAAUGUCACCUAAUCAAAAUCCUGUGUUGUGUAGAUGAAGUUACAAUAGGGUGAGAAAUAACUGUGCCACCUCAUGAGGACUACAUUCUGGCCCUUUUUGUCUUUCAAUGGCCUUCUGGGUCUUAAUAUGUACACAUAUAUACAUGAUCUAUCUGAAAUGAUAUCAAUGCUAAAAAAACGUUAGUUGAAUAUGAAGAGUUUGUUUUCAAAACGAGACAUAGGCAUUUUUUUCAGAUUUACGAAACUCGCGCCAAAAUUAUCCAUUCGAAGCUGGAUAAUUUUGGCGCGAGUUUCGUAAAUCUGAAAAAAAUGCCCAUGUCUCGUUUUGAAAACAAACUCUUCAUAUGGUUCUGUGCUUACAUAGUUGAUGGCUGCGUGGGGUGUGUUCUAUAUUUUCUACAUUUCUUUUCAAUGUAAUGAAUGACUGAUAACACUGACAAGGCAAUAGAAAGCAUGACCUGAGGCAGUUGUGCAUGGGUCCUCAAAGGCAUUCUGUGGAACCCUCCAUGUGCCCAAACCAGUUGAACUUUCAAGCACAUUAGAAGCUGCCACAGUGUGCACAAGUCAGUUGCUGGACACCAAACCUAACAAAAAGCACAGGAAACUUGGCAGUUUCAUUCUCCAGCCUCUUAUUUAUUCCACCACUUUGUCAAAUGAGGAAGUUUUUUCAACUCACCUCUUGUAUCCCGUGUCCCCUCCCCAACCUCUGAUCGUCUUUGUUUACAUCCGAAUUUGCACAAAAAAAAAACAAGACAAUGAAGAUCAUCUUGUUAGCUCACACAUUUUCGUGUGGUAGUAGCCUGCUCCUCGCCCCCGCAAGGAGCACAGUGUGUGAUCCUGGAGGUACAUCUGGCACUCAAGGAGGGGGCGGGGGGUGGGACUGGGGGGGGGGGGUUUGGUGAAGCAAAAUUGUACUGCCUUAAUGAGGCAUGGGGAAGAAGUUUGUAACAUCUAUGCACACCCCCUGUUUCUCUUGGGCAGACUGCCAGGGCCAUUGUUUUACUUUACUGUAUUACUACUACUGUGCUAGAGGAGAGUUGAACUUCACGUAGGUUGGACGUAUCAAAUGUUAGAGCUGACAUUUUGGAACUGAACAUUUGUGUUUAUUAAAAAAAAAAACCAACAAAAUACAAGCAUUUUUGUUUUGAGGAUGAGUAAACAAGUAAAAAAAAAAAAUGUGUAAAUGUUUCAAUGGUAUGUCAUAUGCGUGACCUCCAGAGAGCCAUUGUUUAAUAAUGUUGAAAAGAUGCUCUUUGUGUAACAAUGUUGACGCUUUACCAAAAGUAGCACAACGUUCCCUGUCACCAGUGACGUCAUUAUUAUUUUCCAGAGUACAGUUGCUUUUGUGCCUCUUGGUGUUCUCAUUUUAAGUUGUGUGUAAAUGACCUCUGUAAAUGUCCAAAGCAGAUCUUGUGUAUGACUUUUUUUUUUGUUAUUUCAUUUUGUAAAGAAAAAAAUAUACAGUAUCUUGAAUUGAA